AUGCCUCUUGGAAUCCUCGAGCCCAAGGGCGCCGAGCACGUCCCAGGCACCACACGAUACUAUGACGAUCCCUCACGACCACAGUACGCAACCAACGACAUCAUCGGCCUCAAAGUCGACAAGAGCGGCAAAGAGCCCAUCAUCCUCAACCCCCAGCCAUCCGAUGAUCCGAACGACCCUCUCAACUGGCCCCUCUGGCGGCGCGACCUCAUCACCUUCCUCCUCUGCUUCGCCGCCAUCCUCGCGACAGCCCUCGGGCCCAUCCUGGCCGCCAACACCCUCACCAUCGCCGGUCUGUUUGGCGAGACCCUCACCCGCGUCGCCCUCUUGACGGGCUACUUCCUCCUCGGCGCCGGUGCGGCCGCCAUCUUCUUCGUCCCCUCCGGCCGCAUCUGGGGCAAGCGACAUCUCUUCCUCAUCGGCAUCGUCUUCAUCAUCUUCUCGAGCGCGUGGGCCGGUGGCACGGGCACAGACUACGGCAGCCUCGCAGCGGCGAGGGCCAUUCAGGGCGUAGGCGCCGCCCCCUUUGAGAGCCUACUCAACGCGGCCGUCGGCGAUCUGUACUUUGUCCACCAGCGCGGCACGCGCAUGGCCUUCACCAACCUCGCUGUCUUUGGCGGCGCCUUCUUCACGCCCAUUGUCACGGGCAUCAUCACUAGGCGACUCGGUUGGCCGUGGACGUUCUACUUUGUCGCCUGCUUCUCCGCCCUCGUCUUUCCCCUCGUCUUCUUCUUCUGUCCCGAGACAGCAUACCGACGCGAAGACCGCCUCAACACCGAUACGGCGUGGGCUAACGACAAGGCGAAGGUCACCCACGAGGCUCCCGAGGCAUCGGCGGCGAAUACUGCGCAGCCCGUCUCGCCCAGCCAGCAGGUGGCCCCUCGUCAUGGCGGCUUCGUCUUUUUCCCGACGUCCAACGCUCUCCAGCCCAUUGGCGACGCUUCGACGCUGCCAAAAUCCUUUGUCGAAUCCCUAUCUCUAUUUGACGGACGCAAGACGGACGAGCGGUAUUGGGUGCUCCUGCUACGCCCAUUCCCCAUCCUGGCCAACCCAGCAUUCAUCUGGGGCUGUCUCAUCCAGGGCACCAUGAUCGGCUGGACCGUCUUCAUCGGCGUUAUUGUGGCCGCGCUCUUCAUCGGACCCCCUUACCUCUGGUCCGAGGUCGAGGCAGGCUACGCCUACACAGGCGCCUUUGUCGGUGCCCUGGCAGGCUUCGUCAUAUCGGGUUUGUUGGCGGACACGUCUGUCAAAUGGCUCACCAAGCGCAACGGCGGCGUGUACGAGCCCGAGUUCCGGAUCCUCCUCGUGAUCCCCAUGCUCAUCGUCGGUGGCAUUGGCUUGUUCGGCUUCGCACUGACCGCCGGCGAAGUCAUCUCGAGGAAAUACACCUACAUGCCACCGUUGGUGUUCUUUGGCUUCGAGGUGGCUGGCAUGGUCAUUGGGGCCGUCUCGAGCUCGCUUUACAUUGUCGAUGCAUACCGCGACCUCACCAUUGAAGGUUUCACCGUCAUGAUCAUCUUCAAGAACAUCCUGAGCUUCGGCCUGACGGCCAGUGCGUACGACUGGUUCGUGGCUGGUGGCGUCAAGCAGACGAUGCUACCGAUUGCCAUUGUGCAGGUUGUCAUUUGCCUCACCAGCGUUCCCAUGUAUGUUUUCGGCAAGCGUGUUCGGGCUUUCUACCACAAGCAUGAUCUCUUGGCCUUGACCGGUCUUCGAUGA
This is a messenger RNA of Emericellopsis cladophorae, 1719 nucleotides long. Its product is annotated as putative MFS-type transporter -like protein. Gene Ontology annotation, biological process: transmembrane transport. Gene Ontology annotation, molecular function: transmembrane transporter activity. The transcript is spliced from 5 exons. The record is from RefSeq and is a predicted model, not a curated record. The coding region runs from base 1 to 1719 and encodes 572 amino acids. NCBI's taxonomy places the organism in Eukaryota, Fungi, Ascomycota, Sordariomycetes, Hypocreales, Bionectriaceae.